AAAAUAUUUCUAUCGUAAAAAAUGAGAAAACCAAAAAUAUUUCAUACUAUGCUUGCGUCAGCAAAAAAAUACUGCACAAAGGUUUCCUCGAGUUCAAAUGUAAACAAAAAUUUAGAAAAUCUUAAAAUUGGUAAUAGAGUUUCUAUUCAAAGAACCGUAACAGAGGAUGAUGUCCUUAGAUUUAUAAAAUUAAGUAAUGAUUAUAAUCCAAUACACAUAAAUUGCGCAAAAAAUAUUGUUCACGGAGCCUUUUUAAAUAGUCUGUUAUCUGGAAUUAUUGGUACAAAAUUACCUGGUCCUGGUACAGUUAUUAUAGAACAAAUCUUAAAAUAUCCAAAUCCUUGUUAUGUUGGUGAUACAGUUGAAAUUUCAGUCGAAAUUAUUUCUGUAAGAAAAAUGGUUAAAUGCAAAUAUACCUGUAUAGCAAAUUCAGAAAGAAUUGUUAUGGAAGGAGAGGCUAAAUUAAUAACAAAUAGCAAUAUAACUAAAAAAAUUAUACUUAUGAAAUAAAUUAAUAU
Ceratosolen solmsi marchali is the source of this 518-nucleotide messenger RNA. Its product is annotated as hydroxyacyl-thioester dehydratase type 2, mitochondrial-like. Bases 22 to 510 code for a protein of 162 amino acids. The transcript has a single exon. Gene Ontology annotation, molecular function: (3R)-hydroxyacyl-[acyl-carrier-protein] dehydratase activity. NCBI's taxonomy places the organism in Eukaryota, Metazoa, Arthropoda, Insecta, Hymenoptera, Agaonidae. Gene Ontology annotation, cellular component: mitochondrion. The record is from RefSeq and is a predicted model, not a curated record. Gene Ontology annotation, biological process: fatty acid biosynthetic process.